AUGUCUAAGGUAACCAGGAAACUACCACAGCCCAAUCAGGAUAUGGAGCGACCAACUUCAAGGUCUGAAGAGAGGAAAAAGAUGAAGACUCCCUAUCAACCCAGGUCCAGAGGUGGUGACAAGGUACUGAAGACAACCCUGAAGGUAAAAAAACCCCACCACAGGAGUUCGAGUAAAAAAGUCUCAGAAAAAACUACCAACCCUGUAAGAAAGCCUAAAAAAUCUAGAAGACCACCACUCUUUGGUCACUAUCACAGACUGAAUGAGACACUGAGGCAAGAUGAGCCAGAGCAAGCCCAAGAGAAGCAACAAGAACUUCCUUAA
Leptonychotes weddellii (Weddell seal) is the source of this 324-nucleotide messenger RNA. RefSeq names its product spermatid nuclear transition protein 3-like. Lineage: Eukaryota; Metazoa; Chordata; Mammalia; Carnivora; Phocidae. The record is from RefSeq and is a predicted model, not a curated record.